AUGCCCGUUCUUCGCCGCGCUCUCACCUUUGGGAUUCCCUCUGAGGAGUUUGCUACGCAGUGGAGGAAUCCCUCAGACGUCUUUUCUAUUCUUCUCAUACUCGGUGGUGAUGUAGUUGCUCGCGCCCUUGCACAGCUUGCAGGCUCUGGUGUUACACCGGUAGCUUUCUCAUUUGGGUGGGUAGCUUACGCUGUCAUGGCUGUCGUAUCUGCCGUCGGCGAGAACAAGCUCAUGCCAUUGCCGGACUGUGCGUGCAAAGUCAUCAAUGGCAGGACAGGCUACGUACGAGACAACUGCAGCUGGGUCAUUGGCCGCAUCGUGCGGGACUAUGAGAGCUGGAUGGAUGAUGGCAAUAGCAAUGGCCAAAUCCACGCAUGUGUUCGUAGAGUUAUCGAGGAAAAAUGGGCGGCCCUGCGUGUCAAUGGGGCCACUGUUGAGAGACCCACACAGGCGGGUCUUUGUGUAUCUGUGUAUAACGCGGUGCAGACCCAGCCCGGUCGUCUACGAGCUGAUGCCUACCUCCUUGGCUUGACCACGAUUGUGGUACAGCUCGUCGUAGCUGCGACCCCGUGUUUCCUGUUCGGAGACUGGGCUAUCCUGCUGGUCACGGUAGCUGGCACCGUCCUAGCUCUGCUCAGCGGCAGCCUUUCGCAGUGGGCGAAGGAGAAGUGGGCUUGCCGGAGAAACUGUAGCAAGACUGUUGUCUUGACAAGGGGUAACGGUAGUCAGCACGCUGUUGUCAUUGUCGGUUGCGGAAGAGGCUUUGAUCUUGAGGAUCUGGCCAUUGGGCCGUUGAACGUCAAUGUUUCGACCUCGUAUGCUACUAGGAUUACAAUCGCCGGGCUCGCUAUAUGCUGGAUUCUCUUGCUCAUCACCGCAGCAGGUAUCCAGGAAAAUACCUGGUUUCUUGUCGCUGUUGGAGGCAUUGGGAUCGUCCAGAAUGUGUUUGUUGCCGGCUGGAGGCGCCGACCGGAGGACUUUGGCAUCUUCUUGGAAUUCAAAACCGUUAUCGGCGAUCCCAAAGUCAUGGACUGCCUGCUGAGAGUCGAGGAAGAACUGCCAUAUGUUGGACACAGCAUGCGUGAAACUUUCUUCCCUGGCGUUCUGAGAGGUGACGAGAAGGCCAAAUGGGAUGUCCUAGAAGCUGAUGUUGCAAAUCGGGCGAAAGCCGUAGCCGGGAGGGUAUGA
This is a messenger RNA of Ascochyta rabiei, 1188 nucleotides long. RefSeq lists its product as uncharacterized. The record is from RefSeq and is a predicted model, not a curated record. Bases 1 to 1188 code for a protein of 395 amino acids. The transcript is spliced from 2 exons. Lineage: Eukaryota; Fungi; Ascomycota; Dothideomycetes; Pleosporales; Didymellaceae.